AAAUCAGCCAGUCCAGAGGAUAUUCUGAUAAUGACCUCCCCUCACCCUCCAUUCUUAAUCCUGCCCUUUCUGACUCUGACGUCACUUUUCCACCUCGGCCACGGAACACAAGUGAGACAUGCGCAGUACCACACGUGGAAGUACAAAUCCUUCCCGUCUGUGACGUCAGAAAACCUGUGUGCGUCUCGCUAUUGUAACGGCUCGUUGAUCGCGUGUACCGUGAUGUGCAGCCUGCACCCUGAUUGUACGAGCUUCACGUAUAACCCUGCCAGCCAGACGUGUCUGAGGAAUGUAGGGGACGCCCACACGUUUGGUAACUCGCUCAUCUCGGCGACUGACGACACACACUACGUGGGGGAAGUUCUGGAAGAUGUGAGAGAUGGGGACUGGAUCCUUGUGUUCCGGGGUCAAUCCUACAACGGGGUGUCUGUCAAGGACACCUGGGAGGCCAAAGGUCAGGCCAGUGAUCUAGACUUGGUGCACUUGAACUUUGACCUCAUUUCCAAGCUUGGCAACAAUCAGACAGCUCACUUCCGGUCAAGGUGGCUGGACCAAUGGCCCUCAGACACAAUAGAUCAGGUGAGGUUUGAGCUGUACAAAGAUGGCGCCACUGUGGUUCGCCUUGUAUUUAACGGUACCGGGAGUUCCUACACAGACUGGUUCAAACAGUCCCGACUCAUCCAAUCCUCGUACACAGACCUGAUGAAUGCCACAACCAAGUUCUUCUCUCUCAAAGGAAUUGUGUUUCGCCAUUUCUACGUGAGCACCAGCAAAGUCAAGGAGUGUCACCAGCACGGGUGGCUGGUCAUCGAAGAUGACGUCAGCAAUAUGUGCCGGUGGUCAGCCUCCCAGGCCUCAGAGACGUUUCCUCAUAUGAUCUACAGUAAGCUGGACACUCUGGACAACUGGAAUGAGGAAAAUUACGGCCUCGCUGACGUCAUGGCAGUUUUCAUCAGGUUGAAGUAACCGACACAGCAGGAAUAGUGUGGACAAAAUACACACAUGACAACACACAAACACAUACACACACAUACACACACACCCACACACCCACACACACACACACACACACACACACAUACACAAAUAAUAGCAUACACAUUAUUACACAUACACCCCCCCCCCCUGACGACUUCUAAUUGGAGGUCUCAUUUUUAUUUUGACAUACACUUGAAUACCUCUGGAGUUAACCACACGUCAAACUAUAUUCUAUAACCAAUAAAUAUUGUUUAAACAAUUUC
Messenger RNA from Aplysia californica (California sea hare), 1241 nucleotides. RefSeq lists its product as uncharacterized. The record is from RefSeq and is a predicted model, not a curated record. NCBI's taxonomy places the organism in Eukaryota, Metazoa, Mollusca, Gastropoda, Aplysiida, Aplysiidae. Bases 31 to 966 code for a protein of 311 amino acids. The transcript is spliced from 5 exons.